AUGGCCGCGGAUGAAGAAACCGACGCCAAGGCGGGGCUUGAGCCUAAGGUGAAAGGCCCAGCCUCGAAGCAUGACAGGAACGUGGUGGCGGGCAACGAGACGCCGGUGCUGCUUCAGGACUUGCCCAGCGCCUUGCCGGACCUAGUCGACGUGGUGGGCUUCCUGGACCCCUAUGGCUACAAGGCGCGCAGCCCCUUGGAGUGGAGCGAGUGGAAGGCAGUGCCAGAGCUCACGCUGGAGGUCUGUGGCCACUCCAAGGUGGAUGGGCACACGGUCUACGACGUGAAGUGUGCACUGGCAGCACCGGGAUGCUGGCACUCGCCGUUCCUCGCGUGGCGCUCCCUGCGGCGGCUGAGCCAUUUGCAGCAGGCUGGACAUGGCCGGACCCGGCUGGUCAGGUGA
Effrenium voratum is the source of this 402-nucleotide messenger RNA. NCBI's taxonomy places the organism in Eukaryota, Dinophyceae, Suessiales, Symbiodiniaceae. The record is from the annotation of a GenBank genome assembly.